GCCAGCAGCGGCUCGGGUCACCUCACCGUCGGACGGGACCAGCUAGCGCCUAGCCAGCAAGCCAUGGCGAGGGCGGUCGGCGUCGUCCUCCUGGCCGCGGCCGCGCUCCUAGCCUUGGCGGCGGCCCCGGCGGUGGCAGACGAUGAGCACCUGCAUCACUGGCGGUGCUUCAGGUCGUGCGCAAGGGACUGCCACGGCGAGGACGCCCUCGGCGACGGCGGCGGCCUCAACAACGUCUCCGCCGGCGCCGGCGGCGUCUCCCACAAGUGCAAGACCGGGUGCCUGCACGAGUGCUUCGAGGACCUGCCGGCGCUCUGCUACCAGCAGUGCGUGGUCAGCACCUGCCUCUGCCUGCCGCCCUAUAGCAAGGAGAAGCUGGCGUGCAUGAAGAGCUGCUGCGACAAGUGCUUCCACCACGGCCCGCCCGCGCCCGGCCCCGGCCCGAAGCCCAAGCCGCCUCCCGGCCCGAAGCCGCCUCCCAGCCCGAAGCCGCCCGCCCCGAAGCCGCCCAGCCCGAAGCCACCAGCGCCGAAGCCGAAGCCGCCGUCGCCCAAGGCGCCGCCGCCGCCGAAGAAGCCGCCGUGCCCCCCCAGUCGCGAGACCGUGAACGCCAGCAACUGACGCGGUACGGUGGGACCCACCGCGCCCGCGAGAAUAACAACUGAUGCGUAGUACGUACUGCUUGACGCCGCGCGGUGGAGUAUACGGUAUAUAUAUACGGUGUCGUACGUAUACGUGUACGCAGUGCGAGCCCGAAUUAAUUGCGGCUGCCGAUAGUAAGGAGAAGAAAUGGUAUAUAUGUGUCUCCGUUGAUGUAAGCGCUGGGCAUAUGAACUGUACGAAACAAAUACCAAAAUACCUAAUAGUUGUCGUAUAAAAGGAAUUAUAUAUGAAUGCAUGAUGUAAAGAAAUUUAUCUUCUAUGCAGUGCAUGCUGCCUUAUA
Messenger RNA from Panicum virgatum (switchgrass), 943 nucleotides. Its product is annotated as mulatexin-like. The transcript has 2 exons. Bases 64 to 621 code for a protein of 185 amino acids. NCBI's taxonomy places the organism in Eukaryota, Viridiplantae, Streptophyta, Magnoliopsida, Poales, Poaceae. The record is from RefSeq and is a predicted model, not a curated record.